Molecule: messenger RNA, 2551 nt
Organism: Cornus florida
Lineage: Eukaryota; Viridiplantae; Streptophyta; Magnoliopsida; Cornales; Cornaceae
Product: BEL1-like homeodomain protein 9
Exons: 4
Coding region: 318-2264 (648 amino acids)
Biological process (GO): regulation of transcription by RNA polymerase II
Molecular function (GO): DNA-binding transcription factor activity, RNA polymerase II-specific; RNA polymerase II cis-regulatory region sequence-specific DNA binding
Source: RefSeq, a predicted model, not a curated record
UUUGUGUGAAAUUAUGCGUGUAUGUGAGUGAGUGACAGUGUGUGAAGAUGCGUGAAGUGAACCUCCCAUUAAGUACUCCGUUUCUCACUCUCUUUCCCCUCCCUGUUCACGUCGAGUAUGUGUCUGUUUUUUGUCUGCUAACCUGCGCGGGUCUGCCAUAUUUGCAGCUCAGAAGAUCAUGAUAGCCUUUCAUUUCAUCAUCACCACAUCUCUUUCACUAUUCCCCUUUCUCUCUCUUAAAACCCCAGCCAUCUCUUUCACCUCACUUUCCCCCUAGCUCUCCAUUUUCUCUCUCUAAAAAUAGACUGUCCUCGUUCAUGGCGGAGGGAUUUGAACCAUACCAUGUCCCACAACAAAGCAGGAGAGAUAAACUCAGAGUUGGGUGCGUAGAAAGCCUCCAAGGGUGCGCAGGUUUACUCCCUUUCUACGAUCCAUCACUCCUCCCUUCCGAUUUGCUAACCUGCGCCAACCUCCACCACCAGAACAACCACCACCACCACCACCACCCACUUAGCGAGUCGACCUGCAAGUCAAACCCCAGCUCGUCAAACCGUUGUGAGGUUGUUAAAGAAGAAGGUGUGAAUUUGAUGGGUUACGUUGGAGGGAUUUUGAGUACGUCAUCAUCAUCUUCCACUCCACACCCGCACCAUUUAUACAUGGAUCCACAAUCCUCUCUCCAAAUAAACCCUAGCUCGAUUCAAGAAAUGAACAGCAACAACCCUUUUCUCUACUCCCCUCAAAACUUUCGAAUUUUCGACCAGUCCUUUAAUGGCGGUGAUGUUGUGGUGUUUAAACCAGAACCCUUGUCGAUGGCCCAUCAUGAUCAGGCUAAUAACACCAAUGGGCAAGCGUUGUCUUUGUCUCUGUCUUCGCAUCACAAUCACAAUAAUCUUCCUCUGGAACUGAAUCUGCAAAGAUACGAUCAGUCCUCGAGUUUCAGUCAUGACAAGGUGGUGGUUUCCGGUGGCGGUGGCUAUGUUGUUCCGGGCAUUGUUGGUGGUAGUGGUGGUGGUUCGACUUCAAAUGAUGUGUCGAGAAGCUCGGUUCCUCUCGGGCCGUUCACCGGUUAUGCUUCGAUUCUCAAGGGUUCGAGGUUCUUAAAGCCUGCACAGCAAUUGCUUGAAGAGCUCUGUGAUGUGGGUCGGGGAAUUUACGCUACUGAAAAGAUUACGCCCGACUCAUCUUUGAUGGAUCCUUCAACAAGAAGUUUUGGUGAAACUGCAACUAUUGAUGAUUCGAUUAGUAGCUCCGGAGAUGGGGGUGAGCAUCGGAGGAAGAAAUCAAGGCUAAUUUCGAUGCUCGAUGAGGUUUACAGGAGGUACAAGCAUUACUACCAACAGAUGCAGGCAGUUGUAGCAUCAUUUGAAUCUGUACCUGGGCUUAGCAAUGCAGCUCCAUUUGCAAACUUGGCUUUAAAAGCCAUGUCAAAACACUUCAAGUGCUUGAAAAAUGCAAUCACUGACCAGCUGCAGAUGGCAACAAAAGAUCAUGAUCAUUUAGGCUACAGGAAAGAUGAGACUCCAAGGUUUGGGAACUCUGAUAGAGGCCUUUAUAGCCCUAGACCAAUUCAUAAACCGGGAUUUCUUGAACAUCAACCUGUUUGGCGUCCCCAAAGAGGACUCCCUGAGCGUGCCGUUACUGUGCUCAGGGCAUGGUUGUUUGAACACUUUCUGCACCCCUACCCUACCGACACGGACAAGCUUAUGUUAGCUAACCAGACUGGUCUCUCGCGUAGUCAGGUCUCGAACUGGUUCAUCAACGCGAGAGUGAGACUCUGGAAGCCAAUGGUGGAAGAAAUACACAUGCUUGAAACACGACAAGCUCAGAAAGCUUCACAAAGGGAGGAACAAAGUAAUGAAAGGCCAAACGAUCAUUUGCCUACAGCGGACUUGCAUGCAUCAGAGAACACAUCAACCCAGAGAGCUGCGGACAUUUCAUCUAAACGCACCAGAAACGACAUUCCUGAGAUAUCUAUGGGGAAUGAUGAGCCAAUUAUGAAUUUGUCUUACAACAAUUUGUCACGCCAUCCGCAUGUUGGUCUUGGUAUGAGCACUGCAGGUGGCAGUGGUGGUGUUUCUUUGACACUUGGCCUCCACCAGAAUAAUAAUGGGGUUGGCUUACCGGAACCCUUUCCGAUUAAUGCAGCUCGUCGUUUUGGUCUUGAAGCAAACAGCGAGGGGUAUGUAAUGAGUUUCGAAGCACAAAAUCGACAAUUUGGAAGAGACAUUAUGGGAGGACAACUCUUGCAUGAUUUUGUUGGCUAAAGAUAUCCUUUUUCAAGAGCUGUCUUCAGAUCUAGUUGAAUAAUAUACUGAUCAGAGAAGCUUUAGUUGGAAAUGCUGUCAUCGACCAUCUGUAUCUAAGCAGCAAGACACCGAAUUGUUGCCCCAUUCUGGUAUCAGAAUGUAUGUUCGAAGAUAGCAUAAUUUUUAAAAUUUUACAAACUGGUUUUAAAUGUUUCCUUCUAGAUGUGUAUACAACCAAAUUAUCGCAUGAAAUAUGCUGGUAAAGCUUAUAUUAUAUAUUGUGCGUUGAUACCGUGAUUAAAAUA